Molecule: messenger RNA, 1714 nt
Organism: Prosopis cineraria
Lineage: Eukaryota; Viridiplantae; Streptophyta; Magnoliopsida; Fabales; Fabaceae
Product: cytochrome P450 CYP736A12-like
Exons: 2
Coding region: 20-601 (193 amino acids)
Molecular function (GO): iron ion binding; heme binding; oxidoreductase activity, acting on paired donors, with incorporation or reduction of molecular oxygen
Source: RefSeq, a predicted model, not a curated record
CUGUGGCGGAACCAUAGAAAUGGCCACCAUAUUCCUCAUAUUAUCUUUUGUCAGUUUUAUGUUCCUUCUGCAUAAAGUCUUCCCAGAUCUGAUACAAAAGAAGAAUAAAAAGAAGCGAGCACUAGGUCCGACGACUCUGCCAGUCAUCGGGAAUCUCCAUAUGUUGGGUUCACUUCCGCACCGGACCCUUCAAUCAUUAGCCAAACGAUAUGGUCCGAUCACGUCCUUGCGGCUAGGGCAAGUCCCAGCGGUUGUGGUCUCUUCUCCUGAAGCAGCCGAGCUGUUCCUAAAGACCCACGACGUAACAUUCGCGAGCCGACCCAAGAGUCAGUUUUCUGUGUUCAUCUUCUUCGGCACCAGUGGGAUGGCGACCAGUGAGUAUGGUCCCUACCGACGCAACAUGAGAAAGCUGUGUAUUCUGAGGCUUCUUAGCUCGUCAAAGGUCCAGUCGUUUGGCCCUUUACGGAGGAAGGAGCUGGGUUUAUUAGUUACGUCGUUAAGGAAAGCCGCUGCGGCGCGUGUAGUUGUUGAUCUUAGUGAGGUUGUGAAGAAACUUGUGGAGGAUAUGAACCAUAUGAUGGUGCUGGGUGGCAUAACAUAGAUGGCCAGUAUGAUUUGAAAGCACUUUCUGAGGAGAGCACGUGUCUGGGUGGGGCAUUUAACCUUGCAGAUUUUGUCCCUUGGCUAGGAGCUUUGGAUGUUCAGGGACUGAAACGAAGGUGAAGAAAACAAGCAAAGCACUCAAUGACAUGCUGGAGAAGAAAAUAAGGGAACGGGAAUAAGCUUCUGAUGUGCACAAAGACGAGGACUUCAGAGACAUCUUGCUCUUGCAAAUGAACCAGCAGCCGAUGGAUUCCAAAAGCGAGCAAAAGCUUGUUAAUCGAACUACCAUCAAAGCUAUACUGAUUGAAAUGACUGUAGCAGCACUGGAAACAUCUGCAGCUGCAAUUGAGUGGGUUUUAUCAGAACUCUUAAGGCAUCCAAGAGUGAUGAAAAAUCUUCAAGAUGAGAUAAAAGUAUGGUUGGAAUUAGGAGAAUGGUAAAGGAAAUGGACUUAGUGAAAUCUAAACACUUGAAUUUGGUAGUGAAGGAGACCUUCAGACUCUACCCUGCAGGACCAUUAUUACUUCCUCGAGAAUCAGGGCAAGAAAUCAUGAUUGGUGGAUAUCACAUUGAGGAAAAGUCUAGGGUUCUUAUAAAUGUAUGGGCGAUAAGAAGAGAUUCCAAAGUGGUUAAAUAAUGCUGAAGCAUUUUAUCCAGAGAGGUUUAUGAGCAACGGCAUAGACCUUCAAGGACAAGAUUAUCAACUAAUACCGUUUGGUUGUGGUCGAAGAGGUUGUCCCGGGAUUGAGUUGGGUCUUAGGACAAUGAAACUCGUUAUAGCUUAAUUAGUGAAUUGUUUUGAUUGGGAGCUUUCUUUUCGUACGAGUCCUACAAACUUGGACAAGAGUGAGAAAUUUGGACUCUCAAUAACAAGAGUGAUUUACCUACUAAUAAUUCCAAACUGUCGUGUGUCUAGUGAAGCAUUUGAAGAAUAAACCUAUCUUAACUGAUACAUGAUGAUACAUGGGAACACAUACACACACACAAUUUGGAGGAGAGGAGGGAGGGGAGGGGGGAAUACCCCCAAUUUGGAAGGAGGGGGAGGAGGUUUUGAAGGGGAGGGGAAAUUUUAAAAAAAAUUUCCUCUCCUCCACCUUAUCAAACAAGGGGA